AGAAUUCAAAUUGUUGCUAAUAUAAUUAAAGCACUUUUACGAGUUCAUAAUGAGAAUGCAAUUCAUAGGGAUUUGCAUUCUGGUAAUAUAUUAUUUAAUUUUAAUGGAAUGGCUAGUAUUAGUGAUUUUGGAUUUUGUGGACCUACAGAUAAACCAUUAAAAAGUAUAUAUGGAAAUCUUCCUUAUAUAGCACCUGAGGUUAUUAUUGGAAAAGAACCGACUUUUAAAUCUGAUAUUUAUAGUAUUGCAAUGCUUAUGUGGGAAAUUUCUUCUGGACAACCACCAUUUAUUAAUUAUGAACAUAAUUAUGAUCUUGCUAUGAAAAUUGUUAAUGGCAUAAGACCAAAAAUUGUACCAGGAACUCCUUUAGAAUAUAAAAAUUUAAUGAAACAAUGUUGGGAUGCUGAUCCAUCAAAAAGACCUGUUAUCAAAACACUUCGCAAUAAAAUAAGA
This is a messenger RNA of Rhizophagus irregularis DAOM 181602=DAOM 197198, 453 nucleotides long. The record is from RefSeq and is a predicted model, not a curated record. NCBI's taxonomy places the organism in Eukaryota, Fungi, Glomeromycota, Glomeromycetes, Glomerales, Glomeraceae.